Trichosporon asahii var. asahii CBS 2479 is the source of this 2880-nucleotide messenger RNA. RefSeq lists its product as uncharacterized. The coding region runs from base 1 to 2880 and encodes 959 amino acids. Gene Ontology annotation, cellular component: membrane. Gene Ontology annotation, molecular function: ATP hydrolysis activity; ATP binding; ABC-type transporter activity. The transcript has a single exon. The record is from RefSeq and is a predicted model, not a curated record. NCBI's taxonomy places the organism in Eukaryota, Fungi, Basidiomycota, Tremellomycetes, Trichosporonales, Trichosporonaceae.
AUGCGGUUGCUCAUCGCCGCUGCGACCCUCUUCUCCCUCGUCCUCGGCCAGGAAUGUGACAACUUUGGCCAGUCCAAGGAUGGAUCCUGCUUUUGUCCCGCCGGCCUGACCGGGUCCAACUGCUCCCAGCCCGCCCGCGGCGGCGACGUCUUCGCCCCCAAACCCGAUGGCCAGUGCUCCGACGGCUGGCUCGGCCCCACGUGUACCGUCUGUUCGUCCGACGAUGCGUGCAAGUCGGCGCUCAACACGCUCGCCAAUCCCGCCAAUGGCAUGCCCAUGCCCGGCAUGAAUGAGACGCUUGUGUGCAACACUUCGCCAGUCAUCUACUCGGCCUCGCAGGUGACGUGCGACGUUAUCCAGCCCAUGUUGCAGGGCGUCUUCCCCGGAGAGACAAAGGUUACCCUCACACGGUUCAUGAACUCGUCGACCAGCCCAGGCGGUGAUGCGACGUACACCAAGACGAAGCAGGUUGGAGGCACGAACGAAGGUUACAUGCAGCUGUGGUACAAUGGCAAGCAACAGUUUGCGUGCCACCUGACCGAGUGCAACCAGACGGUCGUCGACGGGGCUAGCAACUGGCACUGUCCCGGACUCAAGUGCCAUUGCUUCCCCGGUACCGACAUGUGCGGCAGCGACGGCAAGAGCGGCGGCAACAGCCAAGUGUCGUCCAUCGUGUCCUCGCUCGGUCUCAACGAGAAUACCCUGACGGGUCCCGUCGAUAUUAACUGCAAGCCUGGCGGCGACUGCAGCUUCAAGCAAAAGUUCCUUAACAUGCUCGGCGCCGAAGGCCUGCCCCUUUCUGGGUGCAAGAUGGGCGAGUGCGUCAACCAAUAUGUGAUUGACCAGGCCCUGGGCAUCAACCAGGUACACACUGAAUCGUCCCUGUCGGGCGGUGUCAUUGCCGGUCUCGCCGUCGUUGGCGCCUUUGCACUGCUCGCCGUCAUUGUUACCGUCUGGGGCCUCGCCAAGCGCCGUAGGGCGCGCAAGCAGCCUGCCGGCAGCCUCGUCAAGAUGGGCGGCGUGAGCGUUUCAUGGUCUGGCGUCGGAUACCAGGUCCGCGGCUACAACAAGCGUGGAUGGUACAAUCGCAUUGUCGGCUGGCUACGCGGCUUUGGCGACGUGCCCACCAGUCGCCCAACUUCUCCAAACGGUGAAGAGGGCCAUGGUAACUCGGACAUUGUCCUGCACGACGUUUGCGGCGAGCUGCCCGCUGGCGGCUUUUGUGCCGUCCUUGGCCCUUCCGGUGCCGGCAAGUCGACCCUCGUCGACAUUCUCGCGGGCAAGCGCAAGUCGGGCCAGGUUCGCGGCCGCGUUUCGUUCCACUCGAACGGCGGACCGGUCAAGGUUGGCUACUGUGACCAGAGUGACGUGCUCUCGCCGACGUCGACAGUCAUGGAGACGCUCCUCUUUGCGGCCUACCUUCGUCUGCCCGAGAAUGUGCCCAAAGUCGUCAAGGCGGCGCGCGCGACCACGGUCCUUCGCCAGCUCAACCUCGAGCAUAUUGCCAACACUCGUGUAGGAUCCGGACUGCAGCGUGGUAUCUCGGGCGGCGAGAUGCGUCGCGUUUCGAUUGCCAUUGAGCUCGUCGCUAACCCCGACGUCCUCAUCCUCGACGAGCCUACCUCUGGUCUAGACUCGGUCUCUGCCGCGCGUGUCGUGACGCUGCUCAAGAGCCUGACGACUCACCCCGAGAAUCGCACCACCAUCAUUGCCUCGAUCCACCAGCCGUCGUCGGCUCUGUACCACUCGUUCUCCCAAGUUAUCCUCCUCUCGCGCGGCAAGCAGCUCUACAUGGGUCCCGGCGGCAAUGCACCGGCCGAGUUCUUUGCCGCGCAGGGCUAUGUCUGCCCGCAGGGUUACAACAUUGCCGAUCACCUGCUCGACAUUGCCAGUGAGGCCCCUGCCGGACUGCCCUCUGGUCCCGACGCCAUGGUGUCGACGGACAUGCUGCCCGAGUCGCCCAUGGAGAAGGCGUCCGACUCUGUCGUCGACCUGGCCAUCCUCAACUCGACCGCGCCGGCCAAGCAAAAGUGUGCGACAACCUUCCUGACGCAGCUCGAGGUGUUGAGCUCGCGCGAGUGGCGCAACCUCAAGCGCGACAAGACGCUCUUUGUCGCCCACUUCCUUCUCUUCAGUGUCGUCGGGCUCUUCGCUGGUGGUCUCUACUUCAAGGUCGACCUCACGAUUGCUGGCUUCCAGAACCGUGUGGGCUCCCUCUUCUUCCUUGGCACCCUCAUUGCCUUCUCGUCUCUUAGCGCCCUUUACAAUAUCGUCGAGAUUCGUCCACUCUUUCUCCGUGAACGCGGCAGCAGCUUCUAUUCGCCCCAGGCAUGGCUGCUCGCGCGUGUCAUUUUCGACGUCAUUCCACUCCGCCUCAUCCCGACCAUUGUUCUCGGCAUAAUCAUCUACUUCAUGGUUGGACUUGCACUGAGCGCUGCGCGCUUCUUUAAAUUCCUUCUGAUUCUCGUCCUGUACACGCUGUCAAUGACGCUGUACAACUUUUUGCUCGGCGCGCUGUUCGAGCACCCCUCGAUUGCCAUCCUGCUCUCGUCGCUGUGGAACCUGUUCAACAUGACGUACGCCGGCUUCUUCAUCAAUGUCGCCAAGAUUCCCGCCGUGCUUGGAUGGCUGCACUUCCUUGCCCCGCUCAACUAUGCUCUCGAGGCUAUCGUUGUCAACGAGGUGGGCUCGGGUCUCCACAUCAAAGACGUUCUGAACGGCGUGUCGCUCGACGUUGCCGCGACCCUCAUCAUGGAGACGCUCUUUGGUUUCAACGUUCGCAACUAUUACCGCAACGUGCUCGUGCUCUUCGGGUGGAUUGCAGGAUUCGGCAUCAUGCUUAUCAUCACUGUGUUCUUUGUUUUGCGCGAGAAGAGAUGA